Molecule: messenger RNA, 1300 nt
Organism: Ailuropoda melanoleuca (giant panda)
Lineage: Eukaryota; Metazoa; Chordata; Mammalia; Carnivora; Ursidae
Gene: ABHD1
Product: abhydrolase domain containing 1
Exons: 9
Biological process (GO): medium-chain fatty acid catabolic process; medium-chain fatty acid biosynthetic process
Molecular function (GO): acetylesterase activity; monoacylglycerol lipase activity
Source: RefSeq, a predicted model, not a curated record
AUGCCGAGCUCCUCCCAGAGCCCUCAGAACGGCACCUGGACGAAGCCCUUCUCCCUGCUUUUAGGUCUGGGCGCCACCCUCUACUUGGGCUACUACUGGAGAUACGUGCCCUAGAGGCCUCAACUGGUGACUGGGUCCUGGUUUCUGGCCUUCCUGGAGCAACACUGUCCCGUGACUCUGGAGACUUUCUACCCGACACCAUGGUGUUUUGAAGGGUGGCUACAAACCAUCUUCCGGGUCUUACUGCAGUCUCAGCCUCCAGUCCCUUACUGGAGUGAAGUCCUCCAAACCCCAGAUGGAGGCCAGUUCCUGCUAGACUGGGCUGGUGGGCACAGCAGCAGUCAGUACCCUGACCCUACUACUCAGCCCAUUGUAUUACUGCUUCCCGGUAUCACAGGCAGUAGCCAGGACUCCUACGUCUUGCAACUGGCUAACCAAGCUCUGCGGGAGGGCCACAGAGCUGCUGUAUUUAAUAACCGGGGCUGCCAUGGGGAAGAACUGCUGACCCACAGGGCCUUUUGUGCCAGCAAUACAGAAGAUCUGGAGAUCGUCGUGAACCACAUAAAGCAGUGCUACUCCCAAGCUCCACUGCUGGCCGUGGGCAUCUCUCUCGGAGGGAUAUUAGUGCUGAACCACCUAGCACGAACAGGGCAGGCUUCGGGGCUGGUAGCGGCACUGGCUCUUUCUGCAUGCUGGGAUUCCUCUGAGACCACCCGCUCCCUGGAGACCCCGCUCAACUCCCUGCUCUUCAAUCAGCACCUCACUGCAGAGCUCCGCCACACUGUGAACCGAAAUAGAAAGGUGAUGGAAAAGGUGGUGAACGUAGACUUUGUGCUACAGGCCCGCACCAUCUGCCAGUUUGACGAGCGCUACACAGCUGUGGCCUUUGGAUAUCAAGACUGUGUUACCUACUACCAAGCAGCAAGCCCAGGAACCAAGGUAGAUGCCAUCCAGACCCCCGUGCUCUGCCUCAACGCAGCUGACGACCCCUUCUCCCCAAUCCAAGCCCUUCCCCUACAGGCUGCCCAAUGCUCUCCCCAUGUCGCACUGCUCACCACAGCCCGGGGCGGCCACAUUGGCUUCCUGGAAGGGCUGUUCCCCUGGCAGCACUGCUACAUGACCCGCCUCUUGCAUCAGUACGCCAAAGCCGUCUUCCAGCACCCAGCGGAGCUGCUCAACCUCAGGGAUCUCUCACCUUCCGAGAGAGGCAAGAGCCGACAGGAGUACCACUGGGGUCUUAACUCAGUCUUCACUAAUUUAUUAAAUAUCAACUUUUCCUGAAGAAUGGGCUGAGGUUCAU